ACAUAACUCAGGGCAGCACACCCCUUUGUCUCCUCCGUCCCGGUGCAUUGUGGGGCUUUACGUAAAGUCAACAUGGCAGCCGCCUGCUCCAGAACCCUCUGUAAGGUCGCACGGUCUUUUCUAGAAACUCCAGCCGCGGCUCGGACCGGUACCGUGUCAUUCUUGCUGGGGAAUGCUGGCGCUCACGGCUUCAGAAGAGGGUUGAGCACCGGCGGGCCGGGGCUCCGGUCCAGACUGGUGUCCUCGGUUCGGGCAGGAAGAGGCAGGGUACUGGGCUGCGCCUUUCUGCUCGGAGGAGGUCUGGGUCUCUACCAAACCCUGAAGCUGUCCGUGCAGCAGCACCUGGCUGAGGAGGACAAGAAGGUCUCAGGAGACGGACUGAAGAUGACUCUAUACCAGUACAAGACCUGCCCGUUCUGCAGCAAAGUGCGAGCCUUUCUGGACUACUACGGGCUGCCGUACGACAUCGUGGAGGUGAACCCGGUGAUGAGGAAGGAGAUCAAGUGGUCUGCGUACAGAAAGGUGCCCAUCCUGAUGGUGGGCGGCGAGCUGCAACUGAAUGACUCAUCUGUCAUCAUCAGCUCCCUCAGGACGCUAAUGAUCAACAAGGAGAAGAGCUUGUCGGACGUAAUUCACUGCUACCCAGAGAUGAAGUCUGUGAACGACCGGGGAAAGGAGGUGACGGAGUACAACAACAAGUACUGGCUGAUGCUGAGCGAGGCCCAAACCGCUGCCGUUUAUCCUGCAAAGGGGAUGCAGAAAGAGGAGAUGAAGUGGCGACAGUGGGCCGAUGAUUGGCUUGUACAUCUCAUAUCGCCAAACGUUUACCGAACUACCGGCGAAGCCUUGGCGUCUUUCGACUACAUCGUUCGUGAGGGCAAGUUCGGUACCGUGGAAGGCUUCUUUGCCAAAUACGUAGGCGCUGCUGCUAUGUUCGUCAUCUCAAAGAGACUAAAGAAUAGACACAACCUGCAGGACGACGUCAGGCAGGAUCUCUACAAGGCCGUUAAUGACUGGAUGGCGGCCAUCGGCAAGAACAAGAAGUUCAUGGGUGGCGAUCAACCGAACCUGGCGGACCUGGCGGUGUUCGGAGUCCUCAGAGUGAUGGAAGGACUUCAGGCGUUUGACGACAUGAUGGCGAACACCAAAGUCAAACCCUGGUACAUGCGCAUGGAGAGAGCCACGCUCAACCAUGAGGGUCGAUCUUAAACUCCGAGCCUCCAAAUGGACAAAACCCGCACCUGGAAAAUGGCCUUCGUUGUUUUGUAGGAAUCUCAAACGCCUCAGGAUGAGUCCGCCUCG
Poecilia latipinna (sailfin molly) is the source of this 1302-nucleotide messenger RNA. It is a transcript of the gene ptgesl, whose product is annotated as prostaglandin E synthase 2-like. The record is from RefSeq and is a predicted model, not a curated record. The transcript is spliced from 7 exons. NCBI's taxonomy places the organism in Eukaryota, Metazoa, Chordata, Actinopteri, Cyprinodontiformes, Poeciliidae. Gene Ontology annotation, cellular component: mitochondrion. Gene Ontology annotation, molecular function: prostaglandin-E synthase activity. The coding region runs from base 73 to 1209 and encodes 378 amino acids.